AUGUCUCCGCCGCUGCCCGCCCUGGUGAUGAUGCCCACGCUGACCCUGCUGUCCCUGCUGCCCCCCGGGCGCUGCCCCCCGGCCCCCACGCAGCCCCACGCCAUCCGGCUGGAGGGGGACCUGACGCUGGGGGGGCUGUUCCCGGUGCACGCCCGCGGCCCCGCGGGGGUUCCGUGCGGGCCGGUGAAGAAGGAGAAGGGGAUCCACCGGCUGGAGGCCAUGCUGUACGCGCUGGACCGCGUCAACGGCGACCCCCGCGUGCUGCCCAACCUGACGCUGGGCGCCCGCAUCCUGGACACGUGCUCCCGGGACACCUACGCCCUGGAGCAGGCGCUGAGCUUCGUGCGCAGCCUCCUGCCCCCCGAGGGCGGCGACGGCCGCUGCCCCGACGGCUCCGUCCCGCACCGGCCCCCGCCCGAGCGCCUGGUGGGCGUCAUCGGCGCCUCGGCCAGCUCCGUGUCCAUCAUGGUGGCCAACGUGCUGCGGCUCUUCGCGAUCCCCCAGAUCAGCUACGCCUCCACGGCCCCGGAGCUGUCGGACCCCGGGCGUUACGAGUUCUUCUCGCGGGUGGUGCCCCCGGACUCGUACCAGGCCGAGGCCAUGGUGGCCGUGGUGAGGGCGCUGGGCUGGAGCUACGUCAGCACCUUGGCAUCCGAGGGCAACUACGGAGAGAGCGGCGUGGAGGCCUUCGUGCACAGCUCCAGGGAGGCUG
Messenger RNA from Neopelma chrysocephalum (saffron-crested tyrant-manakin), 712 nucleotides. RefSeq names its product metabotropic glutamate receptor 7-like. The annotation marks the transcript as partial. Gene Ontology annotation, biological process: regulation of synaptic transmission, glutamatergic; G protein-coupled glutamate receptor signaling pathway. Gene Ontology annotation, cellular component: membrane. The record is from RefSeq and is a predicted model, not a curated record. Lineage: Eukaryota; Metazoa; Chordata; Aves; Passeriformes; Pipridae. Gene Ontology annotation, molecular function: adenylate cyclase inhibiting G protein-coupled glutamate receptor activity. The transcript has 2 exons.